UGUUUCUUUCAUUGUCCGCUAUUCGUAACAUCGCCAUAUGGCGAAAUUAUAAAAUAAAAAAAUUGUUAAAAUAAUUUAUCGAUUUAAGUUGUGUUUAGUUGUAUCUUAGCAUUAAAUCGCUGAAAUGUCAAAGAUAUUCACUCCGACGAAUCAAAUUCGACUUACAAAUGUGGCGGUAGUACGUUUAAAGAAAGGUGGCAAACGUUUUGAAAUAGCCUGCUACAAAAAUAAAGUCCUGAGUUGGAGAAGCAAUGUAGAAAAGGACAUCGAUGAGGUACUACAAACCCACACAGUAUUUACCAAUGUCUCCAAAGGCCAGGCUGCCAAAAAGGAGGAACUUAUAAAAGCCUUUGGCAAAAGUGAAGAAACCGAAAUUUGCAAAGAAAUUCUUAUGAAGGGAGAACUGCAGGUUUCCGAAAAGGAAAGACAAUCAGUGCACGACACACAAUUGAAUAGUGUUAUAAAUAGUGUAGCUGCUUUGUGCGUCAAUCCGGAAACUCGACGACCCUAUCCAUCUACAAUCAUUGAAAAGUUUCUAAAGGAAGCGCACUUUUCAAUUAAACCCAAUCGAAAUAAUAAACAACAGACACUGGAUGCCAUCAAAUUGCUCAAAGAACAUAUGCCUAUUGAGAGGUCACGCAUGAAAUUGCGUGUCUCCUUUGCUGCCAAAAAGGAUAAUGGACCAAAAUUAAAGGAGGCUAUUUUGAAAUUAACCAACACGGUGGAACACGAAGAAUGGGAUGAGUCCACGCUGCACAUGACUCUACUUAUAGAUCCUGGCAAUUACCGUGUCAUAGACGAAUUGGUACGCAACGAUACCAAAGGCAAAGGUUUAGUGGAAUUACUCGAACUCAAAGAAGUUGUGGAAACCGAAGAAAUUUUUUAGUUUUAAAUAAAUGUCUUAUUUCUUAUGUGGAGAAUACAAACAAUAAUCCUUGUACAAUAGCAUUUUUAUAUAAACAAUAUUAUUUUAAUAAUACAAUACAUGCACAACAUAACAUAA
Molecule: messenger RNA, 1003 nt
Organism: Stomoxys calcitrans (stable fly)
Lineage: Eukaryota; Metazoa; Arthropoda; Insecta; Diptera; Muscidae
Gene: Sbds
Product: ribosome maturation protein SBDS
Exons: 2
Coding region: 125-886 (253 amino acids)
Biological process (GO): cytosolic ribosome assembly; ribosome biogenesis
Source: RefSeq, a predicted model, not a curated record